Molecule: messenger RNA, 3213 nt
Organism: Gopherus evgoodei (Goodes thornscrub tortoise)
Lineage: Eukaryota; Metazoa; Chordata; Testudines; Testudinidae
Gene: PSEN2
Product: presenilin 2
Exons: 12
Coding region: 88-1590 (500 amino acids)
Biological process (GO): membrane protein ectodomain proteolysis; protein processing; calcium ion transport
Cellular component (GO): lysosomal membrane; Z disc; nucleus
Molecular function (GO): aspartic endopeptidase activity, intramembrane cleaving
Source: RefSeq, a predicted model, not a curated record
CAAUGGGAGCGGAGCGGGGUCGGGUUUUGCCGGGGCUGGGUAAAUAAGCUCACCGAACUCGGAGUGGUGCGGAGCCGGGUGCUGCAGAUGUGGCUGGGGGAGAGCGCUGCGCUGGGCCGGGUAAGCACUAUUUGUCUGAGGAUCUCCAAGCACUCCUUGAACAUCUGGCCUCACAUCUCCACUGUAAGGAAGGCACUGUAUGAGAAACUGAUGAUGAUCAUAUUCAUGAACAGCUCCGACAGUGAAGAGGAAGCCUGUAAUGAGAGAACAUCACUGAUAUCAGCGGACAGCCCCCCUGCAGCCUCCUACCAGGAUGGCCUGCAAGCACCAGAAGCAGCAGAAACGCAGACAUACAGGAAGAGGCGUACUGGUGGCAGUUGUAGCCCUAGUGAUGCUGACGGUGGUAAUUCUGACUCGGGAAUUCCAGUAAGAGAGAUUGCUGUGGACGAUAAGGAGGAGGAACUGACCCUGAAAUAUGGAGCAAAGCAUGUGAUCAUGCUUUUUGUGCCUGUCACGCUGUGUAUGGUUGUUGUCGUUGCCACCAUAAAGUCAGUGCGCUUCUACACAGAGAAAAAUGGGCAGUUGAUCUACACCCCUUUUAGUGAAGAUACACCUUCCGUGGGCCAGCGUCUCCUGAACUCCGUGCUGAAUACUAUCAUAAUGAUCAGUGUUAUCAUCGUGAUGACCGUGUUCCUAGUUGUGCUGUAUAAAUAUCGUUGUUACAAGUUUAUCCAUGGUUGGCUGAUUCUUUCAUCACUGAUGCUGCUGUUCCUUUUCACUUACAUCUAUCUAGGCGAAGUGCUGAAGACCUACAACGUGGCUAUGGAUUACCUCACCUUGUUCUUUGUCAUCUGGAAUUUUGGAGCAGUUGGGAUGAUUUGUAUCCACUGGAAGGGUCCCUUGCACCUUCAGCAGGCCUAUCUCAUUAUGAUCAGUGCGCUGAUGGCAUUGGUUUUCAUUAAAUAUCUGCCCGAAUGGUCAGCGUGGGUCAUUCUAGGAGCCAUUUCCAUUUAUGAUCUGAUCGCUGUACUGUGUCCCAGAGGGCCAUUGAGAAUGCUGGUAGAAACUGCACAGGAGAGAAAUGAACCUAUAUUUCCUGCAUUAAUAUAUUCUUCUGCUAUGGUGUGGACAGUAGGAAUGGCAAAGCAAGAUGCAGCAUCAAGGAGCCUUACUCAGCAGACAUGGGAUUCAGCUGAAGACGUGAGAGAGAUCCAUGACAAUUCUGCAUAUGUGGAAUCCGAAAUCUCUGAGGCCAGGAGUCCAGCACCAACCCAUCCAACCACUUCCUUAUUAGAGGAUCUGGAAGAGGAGGAAAGAGGUGUCAAGCUGGGCCUUGGAGACUUCAUAUUUUAUAGUGUGCUUGUAGGGAAAGCAGCUGCCACUGCUAGCGGAGACUGGAAUACAACACUGGCCUGUUUUGUAGCCAUCCUUAUAGGUUUAUGCCUGACUCUUUUAUUGCUGGCUGUGUUCAAGAAAGCAUUGCCUGCUCUUCCCAUCUCCAUCACCUUUGGGUUGGUAUUUUACUUCUCAACAGACAACCUGGUGCGACCUUUCAUGGACACCCUUGCAUCCCACCAAUUGUAUAUUUAAAGGUGAAGACAGAUGAGUAAAAUUUUUUUUUAAAGCCUUGCUGUGAAGUAUGGCAUUUUAAAUGAGGAAGUUGUAUAGUUUUACACUUAGUGCCAUAUAUUUUUAAGAACUUUUUUUACAACUAUCAUGGGAUACUUAAUAAAAUCUAGUAGCUAACAUCCGGGGCUUUUUCAAGGGAGUUAGGCACCCAACUCCUAUUGAAAUUCACAGGAAGUUGAGUACCUAACUUACUUGGGCUCCUUGAAAACCCAGCUUUGGCGUUGGUGCCUGAGCAGUACUUGAAUGCACUUGAUAUAAAUGUCACCUGGGCCCAAUUCUGGAAGCUUCACUAAAAUCUGGAUCUGGCCCUUUGUCUAAAAAAGUUGCUUACUAUUACCCUAAUGGGAUGUGACAAAUGAAAUCCUGCUUUGUAAAAACAUGUCCUUGGGUGGGAUCUAAAAGCAUGAACCUCUACAGGCUGAGCUAAAAGCUCAAAGACUGUGUACAAACUCAUAAACUCCUAAGUGGAUGAGCCACUCUAGAAGUGAGAGUUACAUUAUCCUAUCUUUUCCUGGCAGUUAGUGUUAAGAAACAUCUUUGUUCACCAAUUACAAACCUCAGAUGACCCAAAAGGUUGGAAAAAUGACAGAACUUCAAUUAAACUAGUUGACCUGUAACUUCCUGUGUGUAUUCUUGGUCUGAUUCCUGUGUGUAAUGUAAUCAGUAUAGGGAGAACUGUUAUAAAGAGAUUCUUACGCUGACCUAGGCUUAACUUAUCUCUUUUUUUUUUUUUUGUAUUGGUUUAAAUACUUUUUAUGACAAGCUUAGAAAAACUAUAUAAAUAUUUAAUGUAAGAGUGACUAUUUUGGAAAUACACUGCUACAGUUUGUAUCAAAAUGUGGAUGUGAUUUUGAUCUUCAGUCUGUUAAUCUAAAUAAGGCAUGACUGAAGUUGAAUAAACAAGGCUAACAUGACCCCAUUUAAAACUAUAGCGCUUGUUGCUAGCUAACAUCACAUGUCUGACUCAAGCUUCCUGUUAGAUGUGUUAACCAUUCUGUUUUUCAGUGUGUGUUUCUUCCAAAAGUCCAUUUCUAAGUAAUAUAACUCCUUUGAUUUUAGCUUGUGUCAAAUGCAUAAACAAGCUCUUAUUUGUCAUCAACAGUUAAUCAAUGUGCAAAAUAUAGUAUUGUGAAAGGCUUGUGUGAACGAAUGUGAUAUGAUCCACAGGAGUAAAAAUUAAUGUCUGCAGAUAUUCUCUUUAGAAGAGGCACUGGAUAAUUUAUUUUUAAAAUUGUUUUUCCAAUAGACUUGUUAAAUCUAACCUACUUUGAUAUUUAAAAGGAUGCUUAUUUAAUAUCAAUAAUAUUAAUAAAGAUUCAUUCAAAUAGUUUAAACAGUUUUAAUGUGGGUGUUUCUAGGGAUUUUAUGCAUCUCAACCUGGUUAAACAACUCAGUUCUGCUUUUUGAGUCUGUGUUGCUGUCAUUUUUCUCACUACUGCUCUGUGUUACAAAUGCUACAGCAGAGUAGUUGUUACUAAAAGCUGUUUCCAUGAGAAUCUAAAAAUAAUGAGCAUACUUCUGUUUGGUUUUAAGGUUUGUAAGUGUUUUUGGUCUUUUAAUAAAAUCUCUAAAUUUUGGGCCAGA